AUGGAGAAAUUUCACAACCUCUCCCCACUUGGACUUGCGUUGCUAUGUUUUCUUUCAGCUUCCUUCGCCAUGCUCCCGACCAAUAUUACCACAGAUCAGUCAUCUCUUCUUGCCUUGAGAGCGCACAUUUCAGUUGACCCUCUACAAAUCUUGGCCAAAAACUGGUCUGUUGGCUCUUCGGUCUGCGAUUGGAUUGGAGUCUCUUGUGGCUCUCGUCAUCGUAGAGUGACUGCCUUGGACAUUUCAAACAUGGGCCUUAGAGGCAUCAUCCCUCCACAACUGGGAAAUCUAUCAUUUCUUGUUUCUCUUGACAUGAGUGCGAACAACUUCCAUGGAGAGAUGCCGCAUGAGUUUGUUGGAUUGCGCCGAUUAAAACUCCUUAAUUUGAGUGUCAACAAUCUCGAAGGAGAGUUACCCUGGUGGAUUGGUUCAUUUCCUCAACUUCUUCGCUUGUCUCUCAGUAACAAUAGUUUCACUGGUCUUAUCCCUUCUUCCAUCUCUAACUUGUCAAAGCUAGAGGAGCUAAGUCUUUCGUACAACCAUCUGCAAGGAAACAUUCCCACGGGGAUUUUCAAUAUUUCCUCCCUGCAAAUCAUUGCACUUAAGCAUAACGGCCUAUCGGGAGUUCUUCCAAGUGACAUGUGUUACCAUCUUCCUGGACUGAGUUUCCUUUCCCUAUCAAGGAACAAGUUAUAUGGUCAAUUACCAUCAAGUAAUUUAGCUCAAUGUUCAGAACUUCGGGUGCUGUCUUUGUCUUUCAACGAAUUUGGAGGUUCCAUACCAAAAGAAAUUGGAGCACCGAAGAAGCUUGAGGAGCUAUACUUGGCUUCCAACCAUUUAGAAGGCCAAAUUCCAAAAGAGAUUGGUAAUUCAACUAUGAUUAAAAUACAAAGUUUUGGACACAACAACUUAACAGGUGUAAUACCACGAGAGAUUGGUAACUGGCACUUUCUCCAACAACUCGACAUGGGAUUCAAUAGCUUAACUGGUUCCAUACCAGUAGAGAUCUUCAACCUCUCAAAGUUGAGUGUUAUGGCACUUACACAAAAUCAACUUUCAGGCAAUCUUCCAUCAACAUUCGGUUAUAGGCUUCCCAAUCUAGAAGAGCUUUAUCUCGACGUUAAUUACUUUUCUGGAGCAUUACCUAGUUCACUCUCAAAUUCUUCUAAUCUCCGUCUCAUAGAAAUUGGUGAUAACAAAUUCACGGGUCCAAUUCCCACUUCCAUGGGAGACCUGAGGUUCCUUGAAUGGCUGGAUCUACUUGGCAACAAAUUAACGGGUGACUCCACAUCUCCAAAGUUGAGCUUCAUCACUUCAUUGGCAAAAUGCAAAUAUUUGGCAGCAUUUUUUUUGGAUGGCAAUCCAUUGAAUGGGAUCAUUCCGGACUCACUCAGUAAUCUUUCAACUUCCCUUGAACAACUAACUGCACAGAAUUGCAAAAUAAAGGGCAGCAUUCCUGAUGGAAUUGGAAACUUGAGAAGUUUGAUCCUAUUAGAUCUAUCAAACAAUGACUUAACUGGGUCGUUGCCAGCUACAAUAAAAGAUUUGCAAAAGCUUCAAGGAAUGGAUCUCAGUAUGAACAAACUAAUUAGCAGAGUCCCCCUGCAUUUUCUUUGUGCUCUCCACAACUUGGAAACAAUGUACCUUGGACAAAAUCAAAUUAUGGCCUCAAUUCCAAAGUGCUUCGGAAAUCUUACUUCCCUGAGGCAUCUCAACCUAAGUCACAACAAACUAUAUUCUGCUCCACCUGAGGAAAUAUGGAACCUAAAAGAUCUCUUAAUGCUUGACCUCUCCUCAAAUCUGCUGAGUGGAUCUUUGCCGUAUGCUAUUACGAAUGUGAAGAUGGCAAAUUGGGUUGAUUUGUCAACCAAUCAGUUCUCAGGUGGCAUUCCUAACUCAAUUGGAGAUAUGCAGAACCUGCAAAAUCUUUCUUUAGCACACAACAGAUUGGAAGGAUCAAUCCCAGAAUCAAUUGGUAAGGUGUUCAGCUUGGAGUCAUUGGAUCUAUCACAUAACUUUCUCUCUGGAUCAAUUCCAAUGUCAAUGGAGAACCUUCGGUAUCUUAGACAUUUCAAUGUCUCUUUUAACAAUUUAAGUGGUGAAAUUCCAUCCAAAGGGCCAUUUAUCAACUUCACUGCCGAAUCCUUCGCUUCAAAUCAAGCCCUCUGUGGAGCUCAAAGGUUUCUUGUGCCUCCAUGCCCAACUAUUUCAGCUCACAAAUUGAGAACAAAAAAGCUGCAUCGAACAAUUGUUAUUCUACUGGGGGUGAUAAUAGCAGCGGGAGUCUUGUCUUUUGGAUUUGUUUACCUGAGAUAUCGAAAGAAAGAUACACUUUCCAGUGGAGCCAAUUUAUCCUUAGUUGCAAUGCCAGAAAGAAUUUCAUAUUUUGAACUUCUACAAGCAACUAAUGGGUACAAUGAAAGCCAUUUGUUGGGGGCUGGAAGCUUUGGAUCUGUUUAUAGGGGCACUCUUGUUGACGGAAGGGCUGUGGCUGUUAAGGUGUUUAAUUCACAAAUGGAAGGAGCGUUCAAGAGUUUUGAUGUAGAAUGUGAAGUGUUGCGCAAUCUUCGCCAUCAAAACCUCACAAAAGUCAUCAGUAGUUGCUCUACCCCUGAGUUUAAGGCAUUAGUGCUUGAGUUCAUGGCUAAAGGAAGCCUCGAGAAGUGGUUGUAUUCGUACAACUAUUUUCUGGAUUUGAUGCAGAGAUUGGACAUAUUGAUUGAUGUGGCAUGUGCAUUGCAAUAUCUCCACUAUGAGUAUGCAACUCCGGUAAUUCAUUGUGAUCUGAAGCCAAGUAAUGUGCUGCUAGAUCAAGACAUGGUUGCCCAUCUAAGUGAUUUUGGCCUUACAAAGUUGGUGGGCGAGGAAAACAGCAUCACAUACACUGAAACACUCGCCACACUUGGCUAUCUCGCACCAGAGUAUGGGUUGGAAGGAUUGGUAUCAGCAAAAUGCGACAUCUACAGUUUUGGAAUCAUGAUAAUGGAAGUCUUCACGAGAACAAAUCCCAACAGUGAAAUGUUUGGUGAAAAAUUGAGCCUGAAGAGCUGGGUGGCUAAUUCAAUACCUGAUGGAUUAGCUCUUGUGAUAGAUGCUAAUUUGCUAAAGGAAAAUGAUGAAUGCAUUGGUGAAAAGCUAAGCUGCAUAGCCUCAAUCAUGAAAGUGGCUUUGGGCUGCACGAUGGAGUCCCCGAGAGAGAGAAGCAGUAUACAAGAUGUUCUCGUUGCGCUGAAAAAGAUCAAGCUUCAGUACAUGAGUUCCUUGUGUUCAGGGACUUAACGGUGCAUGCAUGUUCUCUAAGCAGGAUUGCAACCUUCUUCUUGAUUGUCUCUAAGCAGGGACUUAACGGUGUUGUACUGGCAGGGCCAUUUCUUUUUCCAAAUUUUGAAACAUUUAAAUGCCCAGUUUUGGGU
Molecule: messenger RNA, 3413 nt
Organism: Coffea eugenioides
Lineage: Eukaryota; Viridiplantae; Streptophyta; Magnoliopsida; Gentianales; Rubiaceae
Product: probable LRR receptor-like serine/threonine-protein kinase At3g47570
Exons: 4
Coding region: 1-3279 (1092 amino acids)
Biological process (GO): protein phosphorylation
Cellular component (GO): plasma membrane
Molecular function (GO): ATP binding; protein binding; protein kinase activity
Source: RefSeq, a predicted model, not a curated record